AUGUAUAGUCUAAUAAAGGACAUAAGAAAUAUCCAGCAGUGCAUCGACUCUAGACAAAGAGUGGUGUCUUCAUUCACAUUGAGCACAAACCGCAAACUUCCUGAUUUGUUGUCUGGAUUAUCAGGUAAUUUGGUUGCAGCAAAGUGCAGUUUCUCAACCUUGAUGUCCAACUGCUGAAAACACUAUUGCAUAUCUGAGUAACAUAUUUGUAUUAAUUUAUUUAAACUUUACUCAGGUUAUUAUCAAAUGUAUGAAACAAACAUCACCCAUUUGCCAAGAGGAAUCAUGUGUAGAUUAUCUAGCCUUCUAUUGUCAUGAACCAUAAUAAAGCAUGCGUCUUUACUCAGUGUAAGUUGAUUUGACCAAUACCCUGGACUAUGUUCUCUACUUACAGAUUGCCCAAUCAACAUCAUUCAUCCAUAUGUUGAUGACUGCAAAGAAAUGUGUCUAAUGAAAUGUGUGGAUCAAUGGACCUUAAUCAACAUGGAAAAUCUAAGUCAGACCACUACUAUUGAACAAGAAAAUAAAAGCACGAUCACCACCUCAAAUAUUUUGAGAGAAUGUGAUUCUGAAGUCAUUGGACAGACAUAUAAAAAGAAUGUCCUGACCUCUGUUGAUGAAUUGAUCAGGAAAUGUAAAGGAAAGUCAGAUACAGUAAAGAAUGACCAGAAGUCGAUUUCCAUAACAAAGUUAGUCCACUUAUCAUUUGAACUGAAAUCAGGGCCGGCCCUAGCCUUUUAGGGGCCCUAAGCAAAAUUGUGUUGCUGGGGGGCUCUAAGCAGUCGCUUAUGUCGCUUAUGCCUAGGGCAGGCCCUGACUGACAUUUAUUUUAAUGUAAUUUGAGCUAUGUCAAUGUCUGACUGACAACUAAACAUAUUUUCAUGGAUUCUUUUUUGGUUGGAUUAUUCAGAACUGUGAUUUUUUUUGUUCCCCUACCACAGCACAUUUCACAACAUUACCAAUCAGGGACCUCAGAAAGUAAUCCUUGAAAGCCUCAAAGGCUCAGUGACAUCACAUCAGAAGAACAAUUUGCUCAACUUUAGAAUGGCUCUACCCUCCACCAAUAAUGUAAGCAUCAACGAAAGGGAGGGAUGGAAAGAGAUAGGUCAAAAGCAAAAUGUGGAUAUCGCCAGUCACCACAUUUAUAACUCUUUCUCAAUCUCCACCAGGCCACGUUGGAGAAGAUGGAUGACAUUUGGUUGGAGAUUCCUACUGAGGCUUUUAAUGAUUUUCUGGGACACACAAAAGAGGAAGUUAACCUGGGAGUAUUUUGGUUUGAGAAUGACAGCCUGUUCCCGGUAAAACAACAGUAACAACUACAUCUCAGAGAUAACUAAUGAAACAGACCUGCACUCAUAACACAAAUAGACAUAUUUCAGGACAUCCUCAUUUUAACAAAAGCACAGAAAAACAUCUGUGGUUCUUCCUCAUUUAACUCCAGCAUGUGAAUAGUGUAGUGACAACACAUUGGUAUGAACAUACACUGACAUUAUUAGUGCACAUUUGAAUGAAGCCCAAACUGCACCGUGACAGCCUGCUAUGGAAAUCGGCUUCAUUUUAUUUAAAGACACAACAACCACUUGUAUCUCUGUCAUCUAUGUAAAGUUACAAUGCAAACUUCUGCCUGCUCUCCCACUUUUUCAUUCAUUCAUUGUCGUGCUUCUAAGCUAGCAACAAGUCACACUAUUGCUCAAAAGCCCCUACAAUACAACCUGUUGACAGAACUUCAGAUAAAAGAGAACAAAUUUACUGAGAAAUAUAUAAUUGCUUGUUGUUGUGACUCAAACAUCAUGCCCAGUGCCUAUACAAAAAUAUAUCCUUUGAGGUAUUUGGUUCUGAGGAGAAAUGUGGUCCUCUCUGAAAUGUCUUAUUAACUUGUGUCUUUAGAGAGAAUGUAUAUCCUUUCUUCUGAUCACUACUAGGUGGAGGAGAACAACACUAAGCUCCUAAACAGUCGAGUGGUAUCCGUCAAUGUGGGAGAGGACUUCUCAGACCUUAGUAACAAUAUAAAGAUCACGUUCCGCUUCCAGAAUGCAUCACUGGUCAGUGAGCAGUGAAUAUUUACAUCACAAUCAACAGUCACACUCUCUUGUUUAAUAUUUAUUAUAUUUUUGUUAUUUCACCUGUCUGCAAUCCAACAAUUGCUUUACAGCUCCAAUAAUUCAUGUUUAUGAUAUGGUGAGGAUUGGAAUAGGAUAGUGACUAAUCAGGUUAUUUUCUCUGAUAGGAAAACAAAUCACUAACAUGUGUGUUCUGGGAUGAUGAAAAUGGUAGUAUUAUUUAUUAACUAAACAAAAUAAUAGUUUUAUGAAACAAAAUGAUAUGUUGAAAAUGUUUUACUGUAUCUCUUUGUUUCACAGAUAUUGUUGCACAAUGGAAUUCCUCUGGAUGUGUCACUGAGACAAAGGAAAAUCAAACAAUAUGCUCUUGUAACCAUCUUUCAUUCUUCGCAGUACUUAUGGUGAGAAAUAAUUUCUUAACCUAGCUUAAAUAUGUUGUAACCUCAUUUUAACAUUCUUCUUUCGAUUAAUUAAUUAAGGGCUCGAUUCAAAUAAUGUCGCGGAAGAUCUGCAGUAUAGCACAAUCGAAAGUUAAGUGCAACGUUCCCGCCUUCGCGGAGACUGCAUUCACGCUAAGCUACUUAUAUGUCCGCUCAAUUGGAAAUGACCUUUAAAUUUCAAUCAUGCUAAACCGCGAUAUGGAUUUAAUUAAGUCCACUCAAUCAAAGUGUGAUCUAGCCCCUGUGUGUGUGUUGACGGCAGGCACCAGGCAGUGUCUCUAGUGCCAGUCUGAGCUCCUCCUCUGUGUGGUUGCUGACGUUGUUGUCCAGGGUGGGCUGUGGAAUAUCCCUCUGUUUCCUGUGUCUGGCUCUCCUCAUCCACCUCAGGUCAGAUUCUACCGACAACUAAUACUUAUGUCCACGACAUGCAAACAACGAGCCAUCACACACAAUGCCACUCAAACAGAACAUCCUCAUUGGAAAAAAUCGUUUUGUGAUUCAAAGUACCCUUUUUACAUCAUCAGUUGUCACACAGUGCUUUUACAGUAACCUGACCCCAAAGAUUUAGCAGAAGGAACCUAGAUAGGAACUGCCGUAACAAUGAGAUUUGCUAUGUUGUUGAUUUUGACAUUAGAUUUCAUUAUAACUUCUUCCUCCAGAAGGGGUAAAUCUGAUGAUUCCCUGUGCAUCCACAUCCACCUGUGUGUGGCGCUUCUGUGCCUCAACCUGACCUUCCUCACCAACGACAGCCUAGCCUCUCUUGGCGUCCAUGGCCUGUGUGUUGCUACAGCAACAGCCACCCACUACUCCCUGCUGUGUACCCUCACCUGGUUCUCCCUGGAAGGCUUCCACCUCUACCUGCUCAUCAUCCGGGUCUUCAACAUCCACAUCAACAGAUACCUCCUCAAACUGGGCCUGGUAGGAUGGGGUGAGUGCAGUAAAUCAAUGGUGAGGACAAGUAUAAUCAGACUAGGCGUGAUCAGUGAGAAGUAAAAGUUUCACCCAGCUGCACAUGGUAUUGUCCAGCUUGAUCAGCUCCUAGCUGAAGGGAUCUGUGGAUCUUUCCAGCUUUCAUUGCUUUAAGGAAUCUACGCUGUCUCUUGGUGUUUGACUCAACUGGGGAACCCAAAUGAAAAUGUUCCUUAUCUCUUUCAGGAAUACCUGGCAUAGUAGUUAUCAUAAUUGUUGCUUGUGGCAAAUAUGGAGAAUACAACAUAUACCAGCAAGACGGUGGUGCUGUUAAAAUGUAAGUAAUAUUAUAAUUAUAAUUAUAUGUGUUUUCAUAUCACCAAUGACUCCCUUUCUCUCUGUAAAAAACAGACUGACUGUGUCCCUGUCUGUGUAUGUAUGUGACUGUGUCUGUGACUCCCCCCUUCUCUCCCUCCCCCCCCUUCUCUCCCUCCCUCCCUCUCCCUCUCUGUCUGUCUGUCUGUAGGUGCUGGUUGACUGACUCUGCUCUGACCACGGUGUCCUUCUCGUACUUCGUGCUGACAUUCGUGGUGAACGUGCUGUGCUUUGGGUCUGUGACAGUGAAGGUGGUGAGGGCCCACCGUCAGAGUCCAGUCCUGAGGGAGAGUGGUAUGAGCAGGGGGACAGUACUCAGUCUGCUGGGUCUGGCCUGGCUCCUGGGGGUCUCCUGGGGGGUCCUGCUCUUCCAGUUUGGCCCCCUGAAGGAGACAGCCUUCUACAUCUUCUGCACUGUCAACUCUCUCCACGGUGAGAUAAGAUACAGCCCUUUAUUCUCAUUCACAUCAGGAACACACAUAUGCACACAUACAUACAUGAAGUCUUGUGUACGGAAGCACAAUCACAUGCAUAGUCAAUGAUACAAAUCUCAUCAUGGUAAUUUAACUGCUGUUAAUGUAAUGGUACAUAUAUUUAGGGGCAUGGUGGAUGCAAAACACAUUUACAUUGGUGUUUGUAAAAGCAUGCCUUUAUAAAACACUGUAGUUAAUGUCCUGGUUGUGGCAUUGAUACCAGAUUACCAACCCAGUCAAAGAACGUGGUCUAUGGUCAGGGACCUACAGUAUGUUCUAUUACACCACUAUGUGUCACUAUUGUAUACAAAGACAGACUUAUCAUCUUCCAAGAGCAGCUCUUGUAAUUCAGUCAAAAUCCUUAUUACAACCUACAGGCUUCUUCCUGUUUCUACGCUAUUGGGCUUUAACUCGGCCAGAGAAGGCAUCUAUCUCCACGGCAACCACUGUAGCUUCUUCAACUGAGAUGCAUCCAACUGAGGCCAGUCCCUGACUAACAUGGUUAAACCUUUUACUACUAAUACCACGGCUUCCAUUUUGUUACCACAGAAGCACAAUAUUUAGUAUGUCGGUUUAACAUACCACUAUAGGCAAACAUAAGCAUCAAUUAAAGGGCAAGCACCAAAAUAAUAACGUGUUUCUAGGUUUGCUCGUAAGUUUUUUUUCAAAGUUGUGCUGUUUAUUGCACUUUUUGCUGUGCAUGUUGUUGUAUUUUAUGACACAUCUUCCAUGCAUAUUCAGUUUUGAUGUGUAUAGUCCUAGGCAAAUAGGCAACACAUCUAUUAGGUUCAAAUUAUUUUCAUCCCCAUCUCUGAAAAUAUUAACAAAUACGUUUGGCUACCCGAUCUGUUACUCACCAUUGUGCAUGAGGGUAAGAUGGAGUGGUCGACUAUCAAGUGGUGCCUUUCUGUUUCUUUGAUUGUCAUAAAAAAUCCUCUGAAAGAUAGUAUGUCCUUUUUUAGUCCAUCUGUAACAUUUUGGAUCAUUUUGAUUUCCCCUUUGGUUUUUGCAGAAUAGUCCUACAGUAGCCUAUGGGCUACCUGAGAUAAAAUGAGGCCUAAAUUAGUCAAGUAGAUAGUACCUUAUCAUAACACAAAAACAAUAUUUGCAGGGAUGUGAAAUGAAUGGUUACACAUUUAUAUUUUUAUUUAGAUUGUGUAAACGUUUUUCUUUGUGUAAAUAAUGUAUUUGUGUAAAUAAUCAUUUGAAAGGGGGAGAUGCUUCACAAGCCUCUCUGUGUUUUUCUACCUCUCCUGCAUAUGCUCUUUUAAUUUUCCUUUUAAUCUCUGAUCAUAUUGUUUUGUAUUUUCUUG
Molecule: messenger RNA, 5570 nt
Organism: Coregonus sp. 'balchen'
Lineage: Eukaryota; Metazoa; Chordata; Actinopteri; Salmoniformes; Salmonidae
Source: the annotation of a GenBank genome assembly